Messenger RNA from Medicago truncatula (barrel medic), 2021 nucleotides. Its product is annotated as beta-glucosidase 42. The record is from RefSeq and is a predicted model, not a curated record. Gene Ontology annotation, molecular function: beta-glucosidase activity. The transcript is spliced from 13 exons. Gene Ontology annotation, biological process: cellulose catabolic process. NCBI's taxonomy places the organism in Eukaryota, Viridiplantae, Streptophyta, Magnoliopsida, Fabales, Fabaceae. Bases 163 to 1644 code for a protein of 493 amino acids.
GUGAGCAAUGUAUUGGAGAAAAAGGUCAAACAAAAAUUUUAAAUUAUUAAUUUUCUCCAUACUAUUAUACACGUGAUGGAUCCUCUCACAUUUGUGUUGAUGAUUCAUAUUCAAACAAGAGAAGCAAAGUAGAGUAGCUGUGAUCAUUGAAGGAGUUUCACAAUGGUAAAGAAAGAAGAAUUUCUGAGAGAAAACGGUUUUGAGAAAGAAGGACUAGAAGAAGUCUCACGCAGUGACUUCCCUUCUGAUUUCGUCUUCGGAGUCGCCACUUCUGCUUAUCAGAUAGAAGGUGCUAGCAAGGAGGGUGGUAGAGGUCCUAGUAUAUGGGAUGCCUAUGCUUAUACUGAAGGAAAAAUACUCGACAAAAGCAAUGGCGAUGUAGCAGUUGAUCAUUAUCAUCGUUACAAGGAAGAUAUUGAUCUUAUAGCCAAGUUGGGUUUCAGCGCUUACAGAUUUUCAAUUUCUUGGUCUCGUAUUUUCCCAGAUGGCUUAGGAACCAAUGUCAAUGAUGAAGGGAUAACAUUUUACAACAACAUUAUCAAUGCUCUUCUUGAAAAAGGUAUUCAACCUUUUGUAACUUUGUACCAUUGGGAUCUUCCACUGCAUCUUGAAGAGUCAAUGGGAGGUUGGUUGAACAAAAAAAUCAUAGAAUAUUUUGCAGUCUAUGCAGAUACUUGCUUUGCAAGUUUUGGCGAUAGAGUGAAAAACUGGAUUACUAUUAACGAGCCCCUUCAAACCGCAGUUGGUGGGUAUGAUGCUGGAGUUAAUGCUCCUGGAAGAUGUGAAAAUAGAUCAGUAGAACCAUACUUGGCAGCACAUCAUCAAAUCUUAGCCCAUGCAGCAGCUGUUUCCAUUUACCGAAGCAAGUACAAGGAUAAGCAAGGGGGACAAGUGGGGUUGGUGGUAGACAGUGAAUGGGCAGAGCCUAACUCUGAUAAGAUUGAAGAUAAAUCUGCUGCUGCAAGACAUCUAGAUUUUCAUCUUGGCUGGUUCUUGCAUCCACUAUAUUAUGGAGACUAUCCUGAAGUUAUGCGUGAACGACUUGGAGAUCAGCUUCCGAAAUUCUCAGAGGAGGAUAAAAAAUUUCUUUUGAACUCUUUGGACUUUAUUGGUCUAAAUCACUAUACAACAAGGUUAAUUUCACAUGUGACAGAAAGCACCGAAGAAUGCCAUUACGACAAGGCACAACAGCUGGACAGAAUUGUUGAGUGGGAAGGUGGGGACCUCAUUGGUGAGAAGGCAGCAUCAGAGUGGCUAUAUGCUGUUCCUUGGGGUCUUCGGAAGAUUAUUAAUUACAUAUCGCAAAAAUAUGCUACUCCAAUAUAUGUCACAGAGAACGGUAUGGAUGAUGAAGACAAUGAUAGCUUGUCACUAAAUGAGAUGCUAGAUGACAAAAUGCGAGUUCGCUAUUAUAAGGGAUACCUUGCAUCAGUUGCGCAGGCUAUAAAGGAUGGAGCUGAUGUGAGAGGACACUUUGCAUGGUCAUUACUGGAUAACUUCGAAUGGGCUCAAGGUUAUACCAAACGUUUCGGAUUGGUCUAUGUAGAUUACAAAAAUGGACUCACCAGGCACCCAAAGUCUUCUGCAUAUUGGUUUUCGCGGUUUCUUAAAGAUGGGGCAAACAAGAAGGGUAAAGAACAAUAGUUCACUUUCACCAUUAUGUGUCUUACCCAAUACAACAAGAAAAUAAUGCAAGACCAAAAACUAGAGUGGAUUUCUCGAGUUAUUUAUGACUGCAUCAACUCUUAUGUUUCGUAUGCCUGUAAAACUCUUUAUAUUUGUCUUAGCUUUUACUCUGCUUCUAUUUUAACCAAGCAAUUGAGUUCAAGUGGUUAAUGAGCUUCACCGAGGACGAAUCGUUUGGGAGAACCUGAGUUCGAUUCCUAUGUAGAACAAUUCUUGGCCAGACUAUCCUUACCUCAUGGCCGAACUCUAGAUCACCAGGACCCCAAUUUCCCCUAGGAACCGGACGGUUAAUGCCAAAAGUAAUAAUAAAAACAUGCUUCUAUAUUCUUUUUGAA